This is a messenger RNA of Perkinsus marinus ATCC 50983, 1227 nucleotides long. RefSeq lists its product as hypothetical. Gene Ontology annotation, cellular component: cytoplasm; membrane. The transcript has a single exon. Gene Ontology annotation, biological process: protein folding in endoplasmic reticulum. NCBI's taxonomy places the organism in Eukaryota, Perkinsozoa, Perkinsida, Perkinsidae. The record is from RefSeq and is a predicted model, not a curated record. Bases 1 to 1227 code for a protein of 408 amino acids.
AUGCAACGGAAAGACAGGCUGUUCAUCCGAGGGGCGCCCUACACAAAUUCUCAGACUCGGACGUUAGUCGAUCAUGCUUCGGUAAAUGGCGGAGCGAAGCUUCUCGGUGCAGCUGAUGGAUUAUCUCAUCCUAGUGAUGUAUUAAAUGGUGAUGAUGGUAAGUAUAUGAUGUGUCAGUGUGAUCUCCGUAAGAAGUGGAUAACAUUCGCUUUGGAUGAUGACACAUAUGUUGAGAAGAUUGCCCUCGACACUAAGGAGUAUUUCUCAUCGACUUUCCGUCAUCUGCAAAUCUUAGGGUCCCGCAAGUAUCCAACUGAUACCUGGCGUGUUCUUGGGGAGAUCGAAACUGAUCCUACAGAGACUCAACAAUGGUUUGAUCUCUCACAUACUAGCAGGUGUGCUAAAUGCUAUGUUAAAUACAUUAAAAUUAGAGUACUGACAAGUCACACUAUGGAAGGUUAUGCGAUGUGUACUUUGACCCGUGUUCAAAUAUUUGGUAGUACUAUGAUACAGAGUAUUGGUAAGCUGCAGAAACGUUACGAGGUUCAGAAGCAUCCAGCAGCGUUCAUCAGUGCGGAGAAGAUGGAACUUGCUACUGAACAAAGCCUGAAGUCGUUGACUGACUGCUCGGCUUUAAACCCAAAUGGCACAAGUAUAUCCUCACAAUAUGAUAACUUUAGGUUUCCUGGUGCAAAAGCGUCUAAUGUGGAGCAGAGUGGGAGCACUUCCAAGCCGUGGAAAGUUGGGAACUCAUCGUACAAUGACGGAGGUGGGCGAGACCACAAUGACACUGUUGAGAAUGUGGCUGAGGGCCCUCCACUGCUGAGGUUUAUCGAGGAGAUGACUGAGUUGGAAGCUAAUUACCACAAUCUAGCCACCAAUGUCAACACUCUCCUCGCCGACCUUAAAUACCAUGAGCAGGAUAUCUCGGAGAUGAAACGUCGUACUGGUCAUGGACAUUCCGAAUUCAGUGAUGAUGGGCUAUUGCCAGACUUAUUCACAUCACUGGGCUCCGACACCAUCAUCAAGUUGCUCCUGUACAUGGUGGUUUUGCUCAGUCUAUCCCAAAUGUACCUAGCGUAUAGAGUAUUCGCAGGUGGCCCGGUUGUGGCAUAUAAGGCAGGCAAUGUCUCACCAAACGGUAAACCAAGGAAGCAUCGAAGGAGGAAUAGGAAACGCAUUAUUAUCCCAUCUCCUAUCCCGUCAGAUGGCUUUGCCAGUGCAUGA